AUGGCCCAAAAAACCUACAUCGUUGAGCACCUCGACGAGGAGCUUGGCCCAUGGUCUGAGCUUGAAUACAUCACCAUAGCUAAGGAAUCCAAUCAGGCUGGUGCAAAGUUUUGCCUGUCGUCAAUACCUCCCACCUUGACCAUACCCGACGUCUUGAAAGCCGUGCCAGGUUUCACAGCAGAUGGCCAAAGUGUCGAAACCCUAUAUGCGGAAAAUAAGUCUCGUGUUUGCUUGCUUGAUCCAUCAGCUAUCAAGGAGUUGAGUCCAGAAGAUGGAGACCUUUUUGAUGUAUUCCUUUUCGGUGGAAUCUUGGGAGAUGACCCACCUAGAGAUCGAACUUCUGAACUGAGAAAGAAAGGGUUUGAAGGCCGCCGGCUUGGCCCCAUCCAACUGACUACCGAUACCGCAGUACGCUGUACAAGAAUGGUUACUCAAGAUAAAAACAGGAUCCCAUACAUUGACUAUCCAGAACUCCGGGUCAACAAGAAUGAAAGUACAGAAAUGCCUUUUCGCUAUGUCAAGGACGCCAAUGGAAAGCCCAUCAUGCCAGAGGGGAUGGUUGAACUUAUUAAGAAAGACACAGAAAAGGGAUUCGGUGAUAUGUUUUAG
Sclerotinia sclerotiorum 1980 UF-70 is the source of this 609-nucleotide messenger RNA. RefSeq lists its product as hypothetical. The coding region runs from base 1 to 609 and encodes 202 amino acids. The record is from RefSeq and is a predicted model, not a curated record. Lineage: Eukaryota; Fungi; Ascomycota; Leotiomycetes; Helotiales; Sclerotiniaceae. Gene Ontology annotation, molecular function: protein-arginine omega-N monomethyltransferase activity. Gene Ontology annotation, biological process: peptidyl-arginine methylation. The transcript is spliced from 4 exons.